Molecule: messenger RNA, 1895 nt
Organism: Porites evermanni
Lineage: Eukaryota; Metazoa; Cnidaria; Anthozoa; Scleractinia; Poritidae
Source: the annotation of a GenBank genome assembly
AUGGCCACCUCAACUUACGAAGCGUCGUACAAGAAAUAUUUUGGCGACAGAUUCGACAACAUCACCAAAAACUCUUCAGAUGAAGAAGUUCGCAAUCUUUAUGAUAAGUGGGCAGCCGAUUAUGAUAAGGUAUCAAUAAUCUCCUUAAGCUACAACCACGAUAAAAACUCUUGGGACAACCUACUCACUUUCCUCACCCCUCCCCCGCCUCCGGUGAAGUAUAAUGUAUCGGGAGGCAUUGCAUAAAAGUUGCUCUUUGCUUUUUUUUGUUUUAUCUCUGGGGCAUGAUUUUGAUGAACACAAAUUGAACUGUACAAUCAUGAUGACUGUUUUUUACAUGAUCCAUUCAGGAAACAUCGAGAGCGGGCUUGAGCUUCAACAAGCCUCUGGCCGAAUGCUUGGACGCCGCUGCAAGGCAAGUCUUUCCUGAAACUCCGAAAGAUCAGCUUAAAAUCCUCGAUGCUGGAGCUGGGACAGGCCUAACAGGAGUUGAGCUUUAUAAACUCGGCUACACGAAUAUCGAAGCUUUGGAUAUCUCACAAGAGAUGCUGAACGUAGCUGAAAAGAAAGGCGUGUACAAAAGAUUUGUUUGCACUCCUCUGACAGAACAAAGGAUUGCAGAGUUCGAGACCGGCGAAUUUGAUGCUCUGAUUUCUGCAGGUGUCCUGGUAAAAGCUCACGUUCGUCCAGCGGCCUUUGUGGAGAUGAUUAGGAUGGUGAAAACUGGUGAGUCUUGUCUAAGUUUCAUUUUGUUUUCGUGGUGAGAGAGAGAGAGAGAGAGAGAGCGUAGCUGGAGUGCCGCUAUAACGGAGCUUAAGCAUUGACGACAGCUACGGUGGCGAAAACGUCUCUUUUAAAACGAAACCGUUUUUCUUCAAAUUUUGCGGCAUUCAGUCCAAUUUGCUGAAAAUGUCGAAUGUAUACAAAUAUCCGAUUUCUUAGGGACUGUACUCAAGUUUAAGUGAAAGACAAUUUCGUCGUGACUUCACAAAACGUGAUUGAUGGCAAAGAAAUUUACAAAUGAAGUGUGCCACACGUGCAAAAUUGAUGUUCUGGAACCGGUUCCUGAGAGGCCGAUUAGCACUAAUCCAGGAUUAUAAAUUUGUUUUGUUUUUGUAUUUUACCUUCCAAUGUAUUUUAUUUGUGUUAUGAUAUCAUUAUGAUAUCCCAGAGUAAAGGCUUAACAGUAUUUUGUAAGCUGAAGUUGUAUUUAUUAGACAAGAAAACCUUGCUUAAAAUUUGGCUUAAUCCUGGGCUAAACUUAACCAUCUUUCGAGGAGCUGUGAGUUAAGAAGUUGUAAAGUUAAGAACAAAUAUACCGCAACGUGACAAUGUACAGCGUUACAUAGUCACUUAGCCUGGUUUAGGUAAUUAUAUUGCAAAAUAUUAUUGACCAACUUUAGUCUCAAGUACUUUAAGUAUCUUGUACGUUAUCACCCCAAUAGACCUCUUAAUUUGUUUUCCCAAUAGAGGUCCCAGGGGAAUUUAACCAUUUGUCUUUUCAUAAUUUAUGCGUCGAUAUGCACGUGAAUGAGACGAAAUUUGAAAGAAACAGUUCCCUAGAGUAUGAUCACAUGACCUGUAUUGGGAAAACAAAACGUACAAGCUUUGCCGCAGCGGGAAGCUCUGUUCACAGGCCUUACUUUUACGCAAGAUCGUGGUCACUUGACAUCCUCAGGGUUUAGCCUAGUCUAACUGUUAUUAAAUCAUUUAUAGGUGGCCUUGUCAGCUUUACACUUCGGUAUAAUGAAGUAGAUGAAUACCAACCAAAGAUGACGGAGCUAGAGGAAGCUGGAAUAUGGGAAAAACUCUGCGGCAAGAAAAUUUCUUAUUUUGAGAAUAAAGACAUGCCCGGUGACGGCGUCGGCUUCGUUUACAAAGUUCUAAAGAAGUGA